Messenger RNA from Parnassius mnemosyne (clouded apollo), 2124 nucleotides. The record is from the annotation of a GenBank genome assembly. NCBI's taxonomy places the organism in Eukaryota, Metazoa, Arthropoda, Insecta, Lepidoptera, Papilionidae.
AUGACUGUAGAGACACAUACUAAGGCUAAACUGCCUCAUCUCUCUUCUGAUAAACAGCUCACGUUUAUAAAGUUGGCUGUUUUAUCAAUGGCAGCAAUCCUAUCUUUUGCAACUAGGCUAUUUUCGGUGCUUCGUUUUGAGAGUGUGAUCCACGAGUUUGACCCAUAUUUCAACUACAGAACCACACGGUACCUUACAGAGGAAGGUUUUUAUAAGUUUCACAAUUGGUUUGAUGAUCGAGCAUGGUAUCCAUUGGGACGUAUCAUAGGAGGAACAAUAUACCCUGGGCUUAUGGUGACAUCAGCUACACUUUAUAAUAUCAUGCAGUUCCUAAACAUUACUAUAGACAUUAGGAAUGUCUGUGUCUUUCUAGCACCAUUCUUUUCCUCUCUCACUACUAUUGUCACAUACUUGCUGACGAAGGAGCUCAAGGAUGAAGGUGCUGGAUUAGUUGCAGCAGCAAUGAUUGCCAUUGUCCCUGGCUACAUCAGUCGUUCCGUUGCUGGUAGUUAUGACAAUGAGGGCAUCGCUAUCUUCUGCAUGUUGCUCACUUACUACUUCUGGAUUAAAGCAGUCAACACUGGAACUAUAUUGUGGGCUACAAUGACUGCUCUAGCGUACUUCUAUAUGGUAUCAUCAUGGGGUGGCUAUGUAUUUCUCAUAAACCUCAUCCCACUCCAUGUCCUAGCACUGAUGAUGCUGGGACGUUUUUCAGCUCGAGUUUAUGUUGCCUACAGCACACUGUAUUGUGUAGGGACAAUAUUGUCCAUGCAGAUCUCAUUUGUCGGCUUCCAACCUGUGCAGAGUUCCGAGCAUAUGCUGGCGUUAGGUACGUUUGGCUUAUGUCAGUUGUACGCGUUUGCCCAAUAUUUGCGCGAGCGUCUGUCGCCCGCAAACUUCGAGCUUCUGUUCAAGGCGCUGCUCAGCACACUGUUGGCUACACUUGGAACUGCCGCCGUCGCGCUUACAGUUACAGGCAAAAUUUCACCAUGGACCGGAAGAUUCUACUCGCUGCUUGACCCUUCAUAUGCUAAGAAUCACAUUCCUAUUAUUGCGUCGGUGUCCGAGCACCAGCCUACGUCAUGGUCCUCCUUCUACUUCGACUUGCAAGUUCUGGUGUUCCUUUUCCCUGCAGGCUUGUACUUCUGCUUUAGUAAGCUGACCGACGCCAACAUCUUCAUCAUACUGUAUGGAGUUCUCAGCAUCUAUUUCGCAGGUGUCAUGGUCCGUCUUAUGCUGGUAUUAGCUCCAGUCAUGUGUAUAGUGUCAGGCGUGGCUGCGUCCAGUCUACUGAGUCUCCACGUGAAGGACAUUGAGCCUAAAGUAGAGAAGCCUGAUAAGAAAAAGAAACACGAGAAUAAUUUAGUCUUUCGCUCGGAGGUGGGCGCACUGUUUGUAUGUGUACUGGGCUGCCUGUUGACGUCAUACGUGUUCCACUGCACGUGGGUGACGUCAGAGGCCUACUCCUCCCCUUCAAUCGUGCUGUCCGCACGCGGCCACGACGGCGCCAGGAUCAUCUUCGACGACUUCCGCGAAGCCUACACCUGGCUCAAGAUGAACACACCCGAGGACUCGAAAGUGAUGUCAUGGUGGGAUUAUGGCUACCAAAUAACAGCAAUGGCUAAUCGUACCGUCAUAGUAGACAAUAAUACGUGGAACAAUACGCACAUAUCACGAGUGGGCCAGGCAAUGGCCUCAACAGAAGAGAAAGCCUACGAGAUCAUGAGAGAGUUGGAUGUGGACUAUGUGCUGGUUAUAUUCGGUGGACUAGUAGGCUACUCGUCUGAUGACAUCAACAAAUUCCUAUGGAUGGUACGCAUUGGAGGUAGUACAGACAGAGGGGCCCAUAUUAAAGAAGCAGACUACUACACACCUGCUGGAGAGUUCAGAGUUGACGCUGACGGCUCUUCCACAUUGCUCAACUGCCUCAUGUACAAAAUGAGCUACUACAAGUUCGGCCUCAUGUACACAGAGGGCGGUCGACCGCCCGGCUACGACCGCGUUCGUAGCGCAGAGAUCGGCAACAAGGACUUCAACCUGGACGUCUUAGAAGAGGCAUACACCACGGAGCAUUGGCUCGUUCGCAUAUACAAAGUUAAGCCAUUGCCCAAUCGCGGGGUCUGA